UCUGGCGGCGGUAAACGCGCCGACGAGUGAUUCCUCGUGCCUUUUCGUCCCGCACCCGCGGGACGCCCGGGAGGUGUGCGCGGGGGAGGGGCGCCGACGAGCGCGACGUCUCGCGUCGGCCCGAUCGGACGUUUCGGUCAGUCCAGCAGUGGCGCGAGCUUUUUCGGCGCGGUACUCGAUAGUCGCCGCGUAACCCCGGAGGUCCCAGCACGCGCCACCGACGUGGCAGAAAGGCACGAGGCGACGCGAGCGUCUGCGCCGAGGAGCUCCGUGUCCGAGGACCCCUGCGCCUCCCAGUGCCUGCGUGAGUGCGCGCGUACGUGCGUGCGUGCGUGCGUGCGUGCGCGCGUGCGUGGGUUCCUUGGUGCGUGUGUUGUGUGAAUCGAUUGGCCUGGUGAAGCGCGACCUGCGGCCAAGAGGACCUUUAACGAGCCGACGCUUGCCAGUGAGGGCAGAGAGAAGGUACGAGUAUCGUUAUUGGGACCCACUCCCUUUCCGUCGACGCCCGGAGUUCUUCUACUGGAACCGAUAGGGCCUCCGAUAGAUAUCAUGGCAGCUAGUCCCGCGGAACUUUUAACCGCCCACACGGAUCACACAGUGCCGACGUAUCAUACACAAAUCAGUACCGACAGCGGCUGGGACAACCCGUUCAGGCCGGACGGGGACCUGUCACGGGAGGCCGAUGAAAUCGUACAGCUGAUAAAGGGCGGCAAGCCGAUAACGCCAACGCCAGGCCAGAAUGCGCCGGCGUUACUACCGAGCUGCGAGAGGAAGUCGGUGGAUCGCGUCUCGAGCUCGAGUCCGCUCCUCGACUCGACGAGCCUCCACGAGAGCACCGCACCCCGGCUGAACCAGGGCAACGGGAACGCCCACAGCACUCCCAUCAAGUCAUCCAACAACCAACAGACCGCCGGCGAGAAGAACACGGCCACAGUGGAGGUCGGCAGAGUGACGGCGCAGGGACCCGGCGACGCCUCGCAAGUGGAGCACGUCAUCCUGAAGAAGAAGCCGAAGUGCAAGUGCUGCGUGCUCCAGUAACGCGCCGCCCUCGCGACUUCGCCCGGGCUAAGGAGCCUCAGCUCGGGCGCCAAGUCGCUCCCUCGCGCUCUCCUAGACCCUCCCCGGGUGGGACGGCAGCAGACGGCCGACGGGGCUCGCGUAGACGAGAACGCCGACGCGGGUAGAGGCGCUCACCGCUGCGGCUCGACCGCAUGACGGAUGAUCGAGAAAUUUAUCGAAAUAUAUAUUGUAGAUAGAGUGGUACGAGUUAAAAUAGCUAUCUAUAGUGGCUUAAAGUGCUUUUACUAUUGCGGGGUUGCUAGACGAGAGGAAGAGGGGUCGCUAUCGAGGAGGUGAUAAUUAGGUUUUAACACCUAA
Messenger RNA from Ceratosolen solmsi marchali, 1377 nucleotides. RefSeq lists its product as uncharacterized. The transcript has 4 exons. Lineage: Eukaryota; Metazoa; Arthropoda; Insecta; Hymenoptera; Agaonidae. The coding region runs from base 550 to 1038 and encodes 162 amino acids. The record is from RefSeq and is a predicted model, not a curated record.